AGCCACGAAGUGCUACGCCACGAUAAACGUCAUCGAAGCAAAAUUACAGAGCGCGGGUACUUUGGAAAAAUGGACGAACCAGCAGAGAAAAUUGUGGCAUCAGAUUCUCUGAAGCUGUACGAGGCGCAGUUCUUUGGCUUCACUCCUCAGACGUGCAUGCUGAGGAUCUACAGCGCCUUUCACGACAGCCUGUACGAGCUCAUGCUGGUGGUGGAGUCCGUGUUCAAGCGCAAGCUCAGUGCUGCGGGGCAGGAGCCCUCCGAGGAGCUGUGUGUCCAGAUGCAGGAAUGCAGCCAAAAGCUGCUCCAGUUCCUGCAGGAGCGCUUUGAGCUGCUGUCCAGUCGCAUGGAGACGCUCCUGGUGGACAGCAUCCUCUCCGUGCCCCCCAACGUCCUGCUGCUGGAGGACGAGUCCCACAGGAAGUACCCACAGGGGCCGGAGGAGCUGAUGAGGAUGGAGCGGUCGCUGGCAGAGCUCCACCAGGCCUAUCAGGCAGAGGUGUGUGCCAAGCAGGCCCUGCUGGCAGAGCUGGGAGAGCAGAAGGAGGUGCAGGAGCACCUGGGCGGCAUCCUGAGCUGGGUGGGAGAGCUGCGCACCUGCGGCAGACAAGAGGGUCUUGUCCAGGACAACUUCGCCCCGCUCGUGGAGACGGUGAGGCACCUGCAAGAUGUCAAGGCCAAGAUCCUGAAGAAGAGUAGAGAUCUCGACGAACUCUGAUACUGUUCUCAGUGAAGAUACUGUAUAUUUUAUGUAAAUACUCCCAGAAAACUGUGUACUAAGCCUGUCUUGUCAGAUUUUGAUCUGGAAAUGGAAAUAUAGUCUAAAUGCAGCUUGGCUGAUUUUACCACUUUAAAAAACAACAA
Sardina pilchardus (European sardine) is the source of this 863-nucleotide messenger RNA. Its product is annotated as protein MIS12 homolog. Lineage: Eukaryota; Metazoa; Chordata; Actinopteri; Clupeiformes; Clupeidae. Gene Ontology annotation, biological process: mitotic cell cycle; kinetochore assembly; mitotic sister chromatid segregation. Gene Ontology annotation, cellular component: nucleus; MIS12/MIND type complex; chromosome, centromeric region. The record is from RefSeq and is a predicted model, not a curated record. The transcript has 2 exons. The coding region runs from base 70 to 717 and encodes 215 amino acids.